AUGGACGACGUAAGGAUAGAAUGGAUGAAGCACGUGCUGUACAACGCACUGCAAAUUACACAGGAUGAAGUCUUCAUUGAUUUCCUCGAACGCGAUGACAACGCGAAUGAACUUGCUCUGAUUAAGUUUCUAAAUGACACACCAGAAGAUAGGUUUCAGGCCUUGAUAUUUUACACAACUUACUACGAGGAGCUGGUGGAAGAGGUGAUUCAGGUGGUACACAAAAAUGAAGCCUGUGCACUUGAUGAAUCACUUACGGAGCAGUACUUUUAUUUCAUCCGGACGUCCAAGGGUUACUUGCCACACCCACCCAGUCUAAGCCAGGCAACAUCCGAGAUGCUGUUGCAUUUUGAGCUUGGCUACCUUCGGGGAAAUCUAUUACAGCUUCUUUCGCAUCUAAUGCGUACCGUUUUUGAGCCAGUUCUCCUUUCUCAAAGAAGACUAGGUGCGAAGCGUCAGGAGCAGCAACAGCAGCAACUGAAGCAUACUUAUUUGGAAACUAGUAAAGAAUCAGAUCAGGAAACAUCCCGAGUCUCGGAAAAAGAGCUAAACAAAACUCCGCAGGAGGAGUGGCUUCCAGACAGAGAUGAAUUCCUCCUGGGGAUGCGGAAGUUCAUCCAGUCCAUAGAAGUAACCCUAAGCCAACUUCAGAGUGAUGUCACUCUGAACGUAUCCGACCUGGAGCUGAUAGGCACCGAUUCAGAAAUUAUUCACAGCAAUAUGUUUUCGAAAAUUGUCUCUAUGGUGAUAGACUGGUGCGAUCAGAUUCAACAAAUCAUCCGUGGUCUGUUGGCCAAAGUGCCAAGCGGAAGUGGCCCACUCGGUCUGAUCGACUAUUGGAAAGAUCGUAAUCUUAUCCUUGGCGCACUGGCUGAGCAAUUAAAAAGGCCACUCGUGAAGCGGAUUUUUAAACUUUAUUUCCUUGGUGAAGAGAUUCAAACAAUCCCAGAACUAGAAGCCAUUCAAAAGUUGUAUUCAGAAUCAAAGGAUAAUGUCAAAUUGCUAUCCCUGCUGGAGCGGUACUUUAAGACACUUACUUUCGGAACCAGUUUCACUGUCAUCGCAGAUACCUUGGAACCUUUAAUGCAAGCUUUGCAUAUGAUUUGGGUUCUUUCUCGAUACUAUAAUAAUGAUGAGAACAUGGGAUCUCUAAUGGAGCGGAUCGCCGCAGUGAUUUCGGAACGUAUCAUUGCCGGAUUGGAUGUUCCCAAUCUGUUUCGAAAUGAUCUGUCAAAUGCCGUUGAACAGUUGAACGGAGCAAUAGAAUUAUGUGAUCGAUGGAAGGCGGUGUACUAUGAAAAGCGUGCUGACAUUGAGGCCAAAGGUAGAGAUGCCCGGUGGGAAUUUGAUAAAAAGCAACUAUUCUCCAAAACUGAUCAUAUUCGUGAAAUUUGCUGCCACAUGCUAGAAGUUGUCACCGUGUUGCAGGAAUUCUGCAACGUCUUGGGAAGCCAACUAAAGUCUGUCACUCGAGAAACAAAGCGAAUCGAUGAAGUUGCACAUUGUGUAAGAGAACUGAUCGUUCCAUUCAAAGAGUUAAAUUACGAUCCAAUGCAACUUGAAAACUGGCAGGAAUGGACAAAAUCAAUAAAGAAUUUCCGUGAGCAGGCUAGAAAUAUUGAGAGCGAGGUGAAGGAACUUAUCAAUGAGGCAUUUCAAUCUCUUCGUUCUGCAGAAGCUGCUAUGGAAGUUUGGUUAAAAUUUCAAAGCAUCAACACACGAGAGUCCAUAGGCAAUCUGCUUCGUGAAAAGUUUGUGAAUAUUUUGGAACAAUAUGAAAAAGAGGUCCUAGUCAUUCACAAAGCUUUUGCCAAUGGUGCCAGAAGACCACCUGUCGAUGAACUCCCUCCACGUUAUCGCUGUUCGACCCCAAUAGCUGGGGCGAUCAGAUGGGAGCGGCACUUGCUAUCAUGCAUCAAAAGACCCAUUCUCCGCCUUUUGAGACUCAAAGAAAUGUUGCAAUCUGAGAAAGGCAAGCAAGUUAGAAAUCUUUACUUUGAAGUCGGUCGAAAAAUGAAAGCUUAUGAAGACCAGCUGUAUCUGGACUGGGCCAAUCGAUCGGCUUCAACGUUCAAUCAAUAUCUGGAACAAACUAUUCUCUGUUCGCGUAGGACACAGCUAGAACACCCGGAUGAAAUCGCCGAACUUGCAAAGGAAUCUAUAGAUGAGAUGAAAAAUGAGCAAUUCACCUCCGCAUAUAGAAUUACGAAUUCCGAACUCGUUGAGUGUGAUUUUGUUGUCAAUUUCGACGAAGUUUUAACUCUGAACGCAGCCGAAGCUAAGCAGCUGGAGGUCCUUGGAUUCAAACUGCCCGCAGUAGUCGCAGCCGUAUCCAUCAAGAUUGAUACUUAUGCCAAACAGAAAGAACAACUUGAGGCAAUAGCGAGAACGUACUUCAAACUCGUUUCCAACCUGAGUCCUGUUGAAAUCAAGAUUUUGGAAGCCCAUCUAGCUCAGCUGCGUAAAGUUCUGAAGCCAGGAUGGGAGAUCCUGAACUGGAAAAGCUUGCACAUCCAAGAUUAUAUUCAGGAAGCCAGCGAAAGUUUGCAAAAGUUUUCAGCCACUUUAAGUGCAAUUCACAAGACAAGGGACAAUAUUGAGGCUUUUCUUGGUACCGUUUUAGCCGCAAAAAUCUUUCCUUCACCCCAUCCAGUCUCGGAUAACCAAAAACCGGCAGUUGGGUCACUGAUGACUUGUAAGGACUACUUUGCUUACACAGCAAUGGAACGUCAAAAGCAGUUUGCAGAGUUAGCAGAACAACACCAUUCACUUACUCCAAUAUUGCAAAAACUGGAAGGAGUGAUUACACAAACCAGUACGGGGUCACAUCCAAUAAUGGCACCUUACUACGCACAUUGGGAGAGACGAAUAUUCGAUACUCUUUACGAAUUAGCCCAAGUUGAACGGUGGAUGUGCAAACGAAGAAGUAUCAUUGAGAUACACGAGAAAAUUCUUGAGACGGAAAACAAAUUGUCCGAUUUGUGCGAUAUGCCUUACGAACGUCAACUUGGUUGUAUUCAAAUUCGUGUCAGGCAGCUUAUUCACAACAUCAAGGAGCACAUGCAAAAAUGGACACAAGCUUAUGCCAAACAGUUACAUCUUGUUGGGCAGGAACUACUCGUUGGAUUGCAAGAAGAGUUCAAGCAUCGUUUUGCCGAAAUGGAUAUGGAUCCAGUGACCCCAGAAGAACUGAAGUACAUUCUUCAAACACUGUACGAUAUUCGGCUGUCCGCUAUGGAUGUCGACUUUCGUCUCAACGACUUGAGCGAAUGUUAUCGUUUACUGCAAAUUCACAAAUUUCCACUAACUGAAAAGAAUAAAAAGGCUGUCGAUGAAGUUGUGAUAUCCUGGAACCAAUUGAAAGAAAUGGCCACUAAAAAAGAGUUAGAUCUGCGCAAAGUGAGACGAGAGUUUGCCAGAGAAGCAAAGAAAAAUAUCAGCGAUUUCGGAAACAUGGUGAAUACGCUCAUUGAGCGUUUUGAGCAACACGGGCCAGGAACAAUGGCUGACAAUCUAAGUAUGGGAUUGAUCACCUUGCAGAAAUUUGGUGAGGAACUUAGCGUACUUGAAGCUCGCCGACAGGAGUUAGCUGCUGCAGAGAAACUGUUUGACUUGCCUAUUACUCCCUACCCACAACUCCUUCAUCUGCAGAUGGAACUUCACGAACUUGCACGGCUGUUCACUCUGUACGAGGAACAAAAGGCUGCACGUGACGAGUGGGCACAGACGUUAUGGAAGGACUUGAAUGUUCAAAGUUUGCAGCAGGGUAUUGAAAAUUUUCUCAAGAUGUGGCGACAGUUGCCAAAAACUGUUCGGACGCACCCAGCGGGUCGUGCGGUGUACGAAAAUAUGCGUGUGUUUCGUGACUCUUUGCCGCUGUUUCUAGAUCUGAAACAUGAGGCGCUUCGAGAAAGGCACUGGAAUGAACUUAUGCGCAAGACGGGACAGUCGUUUGAUAUCAAUCCAGAAACGUUUACGCUGGCAAGUAUCUUUAACCUGGAUCUCUACCGCUACAAGGACCACAUUUCUGAAAUUGUGGCUGUAGCGACUAAAGAACUUUCAGUCGAAAAGUUCACCAUAACCACCUAUGAAAAGGGUGGUAAGAAGCGCGGUCACUUAUUGGGUUCUGUGGACGACAUAUUACAAAUUCUGGAUGACAACACAAUGAAUUUGCAAUCGAUGGCAUCCAGUCGCUUUAUUGGCCCGUUCUUAUCGACUGUGCAAAUGUUGGAAAAGAACCUUGCUUUGGUUAGUGAGGUUCUGGAAUUAUGGAUCAUAGUUCAGAGGAAAUGGGUUUACUUAGAAAGCAUUUUCAUCGGUGGAGAUAUUCGAACACAGUUGCCAGAAGAGGCAUCAAAAUUUGAUGCAAUCGACAGGCUGUUCAAAAAGGUUUGUCCGAAAGCUCUGUUUUUAUUUGUCUUCCUAAGCAAAGUUUUGAUCGAAAUUGUCCACAUUUUUCGUUCUUCAUCCAAGAUGUUCGACAACAUUGGUUCGCUGCGUUUCAGCAAGCCUAGAAAUGCAAAGACCGAAGUCACUGCAAUGGUGUCCACCGAGGGCGAAGUCCUGGAAUUCCGCGAACCACAGGUGACUGUCGGUAGUGUUGAGAACUGGAUGAAGCUGGUUGAAGCGGAGAUGCGCAGAACCAAUCGUCUGAUAACAAAAGAAGCAGUAUUCUACUAUCGGGCAAAUGUGUCCAGGGUUGACUGGAUGUUCAAGUAUCAAGGGAUGGUGAUACUGGCAACCAAUCAAAUCUGGUGGACAUGGGAAAUAGAAGACGUUUAUCGCAAAAUGGCUCAAGGAAGGAAAAAUGCAAUGAAAGAUUACUCACAAAUGUUGCAACAGCAGCUCAAUGACUUGGUUUUACGGGUUCGAAGUCCACUUUCUAAAAAUGACCGUGAUAAGUUGACUACAGUACUGACCAUUGACGUCCACGCCCGUGACAUAGUGUCUGAUUUCGUUCGAGAUAACGUUACGGAUGUGCAGGAAUUCGCCUGGGAAUCCCAACUACGUUUCUACUGGAACAAGCCUUUAGAUGAACUGGUUAUUCGUCAGUGUACUGGUGAAUUCCAGUAUGGUUACGAGUACAUGGGUCUCAACGGACGACUUGUUAUCACCCCACUCACAGAUCGGAUUUAUCUGACUUUAACACAAGCCCUGUCAAUGUUUUUGGGAGGUGCACCUGCAGGACCAGCAGGAACGGGAAAAACGGAAACCACAAAAGACUUGGCUAAAGCCUUGGGUCUUUUAUGCGUCGUUACUAAUUGUGGUGAAGGCAUGGAUUACAAAGCGGUGGGUAAAUUGCUCUCAGGUCUGUGCCAAUGUGGUGCAUGGGGUUGCUUCGAUGAAUUUAAUAGAAUUGAGGCUUCUGUUUUGUCAGUCAUUUCGACGCAGCUGAAAGUUAUUCAAACCGCUCUGAUCAACAAUGCAAAACGGCUUUUAUUCGAGGGAGCAGAAAUAUCCCUGAUCAGACGUGUGGGAGUGUUUAUCACGAUGAAUCCUGGUUAUGCUGGUCGAACGGAACUGCCCGAAUCGGUGAAAGCUCUGUUUCGACCGGUUGUUGUGAUUGUACCAGAUAUGCAACAGAUUUGUGAAAUCAUGUUGUUUUCCCAAGGUUUUUUGUGUGCAAAGUUACUGGCAAAGAAAAUGACAACACUGUACAAACUUGCACGCGAGCAGUUGUCGAAACAGUAUCAUUAUGAUUUUGGUUUACGAGCAUUGAAAGCCGUGCUUGUCAUGGCUGGUGAUCUUCGAAGGAACUCUCCUGAAUUAUCAGAGGACACAGUAAUCAUGCGAGCGUUGAGAGACAUGAAUCUGCCGAAAUUUGUUUUCGAAGACGUACUGCUAUUUUUGGCAUUGAUUCAAGAUCUAUUCCCUGGCUUGGACUGUCCGCGGGUCCGCUACCCGGAUUUCAAUGACGCUGUAGAAUACUGUUUAUCCAACCAGGGCUAUACACCCAACGAGGCACAGGCAGACAAGGUGGUACAGCUGUACGAAACAAUGAAAACGCGCCACACUACAAUGGUAGUUGGGCCGACAGGAGGGGGAAAAUCCGUAGUCAUUGAAAUUUUGUGUCUCGCACAAACACAUUUGGGGUUGACUACAAAGCUUCACGUUCUGAACCCAAAAGAUAGAAGUGUCGUUGAACUGUACGGCAUCCUGGAUCCAAACACUCGAGACUGGACGGAUGGACUUCUGUCCAACAUCUUUCGUGAAGUCAACAAGCCGACAGAGCGUCAGGAAAGACGAUACAUUCUGUUUGAUGGCGAUGUGGAUUCGCUUUGGGUCGAGAAUAUGAACUCAGUUAUGGAUGAUAACCGUUUACUCACAUUGGCGAAUGGGGAACGAAUUCGUCUCCAACAGCAUUGUGCUUUGCUGUUUGAAGUUGGUGAUUUACAAUACGCUUCACCGGCUACCGUAUCACGGUGUGGAAUGGUUUACGUGGAUCCAAAAUACCUUGGUUACGAGCCUUUUUGGAAAAGAUGGGUAUGCGGACGAACAAACCCGACAGAACGCGAUGCCUUGGGUGAACUGUAUGACAAAUACGUGACCCUUCUACUUAGUCGUAUUGUUGAAGGCAUUGCAGACGGAAGACAGGUGAAGAGGUUACGGCGAGUGGUGCCACUCACAGAUCUGAAUUUAGUAGUUCAGUUUUGUCAUGUGCUUGGAAGUCUUCUAAAAACAGAUGAAUUUACUCCAUUUGCAAACGUUGAAGCAACAUUUUUGUUCUGCCUCUACUGUUGCUUUGGGGAGGCGUUGGUGGAAGAAGAACGUGAAACUUUUGACUCCUACACAAAAUACCUCAGCAGUCUGCCUGGACCCGCAGAGCCAGAAACUCCAAGCCGACCUGCUCGAGCAGGUGAACUCCCUUGUGCUGAGAAGUCACUAUUUGAGUACUAUUAUGACACGAGAAACGCUGUCUGGAUCCCUUGGAAACAACUGAUUCCAGCCUAUGUGCACGACAAAAAUAAGCGAUUUUCUGAGAUACUUGUGCCAACCAAAGAAACAGUUCGUAUCAGUUGGUUACUGUCACAAUCUUUACGAAUUAACCGACCUCUCCUUCUCGUUGGACAUACUGGCACGUCCAAGACAGCCACAUGUCAACACUUCUUGCGUGAGCUCGAUGAAGACAAAUAUCUGGUCCUUGCCGUCAACUUUUCCUCUCGAACAACCUCUUUGAAUGUGCAACGUAACCUUGAGGCAAACGUCGAGAAACGGAGUAAGGACACGUACGGUCCGGUGGCAGGUAAACGUCUGCUCAUAUUUGUCGACGACCUAAACAUGCCUCAAGUUGAUCCCUAUGGCACACAACAACCGAUUGCUCUACUAAAAUUGCUUGUGGAACGAAAAGGGGUUUAUGAUCGAGGGAAGGAUUUAAACUGGAAACGGAUGAACGACCUGGACUAUGUAGCUUCUAUGGGUAGCCCAGACGGUGGACGUAAUGAAGUGGAUCCUCGUUUCAUCUCUCUUUUCUCCGUACUAAAUGUUUCGCCACCCGCAGAAGACACUUUAACAAGGAUAUACGAUUCCAUAUUAGCAGGUCACUUGGCUGAAUUUGAUGCUGAUAUCCGAAAUGCAUGCAAGAAGAUCACGCAACUGACUCUGGAACUAUUUAAGUUUGUCACUGUUCAGUUGCCACCAACCCCAGCAAAGUUUCACUAUGUUUUCAACAUGCGGGAUCUGGGCCGCAUAUACAGUGGUCUUUGUUUGAUGACAGUGGAUCGGUUCAACCGAGCUGAGCAGCUGGUUCGCUUGUGGGUGCACGAAGUUCAUCGCGUGAUAAUGGAUCGCCUUAUCUGUGAUGUUGACCAACAAGUGGUUCGAGGUUGCAUUUCAGAUCUGCUGAAAGAGCACUUUAGUGACUGCUUUGAGUACGCCACCAAAGAGCCACUUUUGUUCGGUGAUUAUCAGAAUGCACUUGACGAUAGUGAAGUUAGACUGUAUGAAGACUUGGUGGACUAUGAGAAUUGUCGAGAGAUAUGUCAGCAGAUCCUUGAAGGAUAUAAUGAAGCAGUGGGUAAGUUACCCAUGGUGUUAUUUGACGACGCAAUCAGUCACCUAACACGAAUCGAGCGUGUGAUUCGCAUGGAUGACGGACAUCUGCUUCUGGUCGGAGUGGGCGGGUCUGGUAAGCAAAGUCUCGCGCGACUUGCAGGUUUCGCUGCCGGUUAUGAUCAUUUUGAAAUUCAAUUGUGUCGUGGCUAUGGUGAGCGGGAAUUUCGGGAGGAACUAAAAGUACUAUUUCAGCGUCUCGGAAUGGAAAACAAACGAACGGUUUUCAUGUUCACUGAUCAACAUGUGGUCGAAGAAGGUUUUCUUGAAUUGAUCAACAACAUCCUUACGACUGGGCUAGUACCAGCUCUGUUCGCUGACGAUGAGCGAGAUUCGAUCAUCAACGAGUUGAGGGAAGAAGCUGUGGCUUCCGGAUAUACCAGUGCUCGCGAAUCGGUUUGGCAAUACUUUGUUCGCAAAGCAGCAAGAAACCUACACGUAGUUUUGUGUAUGAGUCCAGUGGGUGAUACUCUGCGCACGCGAUGUCGUAACUUCCCUGGUGUGGUGAACAAUACCACAAUCGAUUGGUUCUUCCCGUGGCCAGAGCAAGCACUUUAUGCUGUGGUUCGUGCGUUCAUCUCGUCGGACUACACUUUGGUGACACAGAAGUAUCGAGAAGCGGUCAUUGAUCAUGUGGUUACCACGCAUCUCAGUGUGCACAAAUACACAGAAGAAUUUGCCCAAACGCUGAGAAGGAACAAUUUUGUGACUCCGAAACAUUAUUUGGACUAUAUCAACACGUACAAAAGGACUCUUGAGGAGCGCGACAGCUACACAAAUGCUCAAAUCAUUCGUUUGGAGAGUGGUCUGCAAAAAUUAACUGAAGCAUCUUUGCAGUUAGUAGAUCUGAAUAAAAAACUGGCUGUGCAGCGCGUAGCCGUAUUGGAGAAGACGAAGGCUUGUCAGGCGCUUCUCGGCGAAAUAACCAGCAGUAGUCAGAUGGCCACCGAAAAGAAACAGUUGGCGGUGAUUAAAUCAAAGGAAGUAGAAAUUCAGUCAAAAGAAAUUGCCGUAGAGAAAACUGAAGCUGAGUCAGCUCUGGCGGAGGCAUUGCCAGCCUUGGAACAAGCCCGACUAGCACUGGAUGAACUUGAAAAGUCGGAUGUAACAGAAAUUCGGUCAUUUGCAAAACCACCCAAACCCGUGCAGGUUGUGAGCGAAUGCAUUUGCAUAUUCAAGGGAUACAAAGAUAUUUCGUGGAUGACUGCGAAAGGUAUGAUGGCCGAUACGAAUUUCCUGCAAUCGUUACAAACAAUGGAUGUGGACAAUAUAACCGCUAAACAGUCGGCUAUAGUAAAAGAUUACCUUGAUCGAACGAAAAUUACGGUGGAAGAAAUGAGGAGCGUGAGCAAGGCGGGAACAGGGUUGCUGAAGUUUGUCGUUGCUGUCCUAGGUUAUUCUGAAGUUGCCCGUGAAAUAAAGCCAAAGCGUGAAAAGGUGUCAAGAUUGGAGAAGACGUUUAUGCAGACCAAACGAGAUUUGGAGAAACUGGACACAGAAAUACAAAGCCUGGAGGAGGAACUGAAGAUUCUGAACCGUCGUUAUGAGGACGCUAUGACAGAACGGCAACAGAUUCAGGCUGAAACUGAUCUGAUGGAACGUCGACUUCGUGCAGCGGACAAGCUAAUGAGCGGACUAGGGUCAGAACAAAUACGUUGGGACCAAGACCGGAAGGAACUUCUAGAGAAACGAACCAGGUUAUUGGGUGAUUGUUUACUUAGUGCAGCGUUCCUGAGCUAUACAGGUGCGUUCUCUUGGGAAUUUCGGACGCGUAUGAUCUACAGGGAUUGGCAGUCAGCCCUCCUCGAGCGAGCGAUUCCUCUUAGUCAACCUUUCAGGCUAGAGGAUGUUCUGACCAAUGAUGUAGAAGUGUCCAAGUGGAAUUCCGAAGGGUUACCUCCAGACGAACUGAGUGUCCAAAACGGAAUAUUGACAGUCGGCAGUUCAAGAUUCCCAUUAUGCAUUGAUCCACAAGAACAAGCUUUGCAUUGGAUUUUGAACAAAGAACAGCCAAAUAACUUGAAAGUCGCCACAUUCAACGACCCGGAUUUCUUGAAACAGCUUGAAUUGUCUGUGCGCUAUGGAAUUCCGUUUUUAUUCAAAAAUGUGGACGAGUAUAUCGAUCCAGUAAUCAAUAAUGUAUUAGAGAAGAACAUCAAAGGCGAUAAAAACCGACAGUAUGUCAUUCUUGGCGAUAAGGAAGUAGAAUACGACCCAAAUUUCCGGCUUUAUCUGAAUACGAAGCUGGCCAAUCCUCGAUAUGGUCCAGAAGUCUUUGGAAAAGCGAUGGUGAUUAACUACAUGGUUACAUUGAAAGGACUUGAAGACCAACUCCUUAGUGUGAUUGUUCAGUCUGAAAGAUGCGAACUGGAGGAACAGCGAGAAACACUAAUUCAAGAGACAAGGGAGUUAGCCACGAGCACAGGAAACAUGCUUGAUAACGUGGAGCUUAUCAAUACGCUGGAAGAGACGAAGUCCAAGGCAACUGAAGUUGCAGAAAAACUGGCCUUGGGGGCUGAAACGGCAGUGGAUAUCGAUAAACUUCGUGAUGCCUACAGACCAGCAGCCCGGCGUGGAGCUCUUUUAUUCUUUGUCUUAUCAGACAUGUCUACUGUGAAUGCAAUGUACCAAUAUUCGCUUGGAGCUUACUUGGUCGUCUUUAAAAACUCACUAAAGCGCAGCAUGCCUGAUAUGCUACUGAGGCAGCGGUUGAAUAACAUCAUCAAUAGACUGACACAAGAUGUCUACACAUUCGCCUGCACAGGCUUCAUUAAUCAGCGUUAUGUGGUUGGAAAUGCUAAACCAAGUCGUCAUGACGGCGACCUUGGCAAUAUCGUGUCACAAGACUGUGCUGUUCACUUGAACAUAUUCAAGUUUUCACUGACGGCUGAUUGGUACAACAAGGACGCGCCUGAAAGUAUCCACAUGCCUGGAAACUACUCCAAAAAUCUCCGAUGGUUCGAACGUCUUUGCUUGCUUCGUUGUUUUCGUGUGGACCGCAUCUACCAAGCCAUCAGGUUGUAUGUGACUGACACAAUGGGAGAACGCUUCGUAACUCCGCCAAUCCUCAGUUUUACCUCCAUCUACGAACAAAGCACUCCCAUGACCCCCAUAGUUUUCAUUCUCAGCCCCGGGUCAGAUCCAACAGGUGAUCUACUAAAACUUGCCGACCGUCAGGGGUUUGAUCAGUGCAACAUUAAAUUCUUGUCAAUGGGCCAAGGACAAGAUAAAAAUGCACAAAAUUUGUUAGAGGUUUGCAUUACUCGCGGUCAUUGGUUGAUGCUACAAAACUGUCAUCUCUUGGUUAAAUGGCUGAAGGUUCUCGAGAAACGUCUGGAAAGAUUGACUACACCUCAUCCGGAUUUCCGACUGUGGCUUACUACAGAACCGUGUAGUGAUUUUCCCGUAGGAGUUCUUCAACGUUCUCUCAAGGUGGUUACUGAACCACCAAACGGACUAAAGCAAAACCUACUAUCAACUUACCACAAAAUUACGCCUUCGACUUUGCUCGAUUGUGAGCAUCCGGCUUUUCAACCACUGGUCUACGUCCUGGCUUUCUUCCAUGCAGUCGUACAGGAAAGACGAAAGUAUGGAAAAAUUGGCUGGAACAUCCCGUACGACUUUAACGAAUCAGACUUUCGAGUAUGCAUGGAUAUACUUCGGACUUAUUUACAAAAGAGUUUUGAAGAAGAAUACAUUCACACUCUGCCAUUGGCCAAUACCCCAGAAGUGUUUGGAUUACAUGCAAACGCUGAAAUCGGAUAUCAUACCCGUGCGGCCAAACAGCUAUGGAAUAGUCUAAUUGAACUUCAACCACAAACAGCGGACGAACCGGGUGCGACCAGUCGCGAGGCCCUACUUGAUCAAGUUGCCGGUGAUGUUCUCCACAUUCUGCCUGAACCGUUCGACAGGGAACAAAUUCGAAAAACGAUGAGUGCUAGUAUUCCACCUACUUCGGUGGUUCUUUUGCAGGAACUGGAGCGCUUUAAUCUACUAAACCACCGCAUUAAAAACAGUCUAGAAAUGCUGAAACGCGCCUUGGCCGGAGAAAUUGGCUUGUCUGCCGAACUCGAUGAUCUUGCUCGAUCUUUAUCCAACGGACAGCUUCCACUAUUAUGGCGUCGACUGGCACCGGCCACACUAAAGUCUUUGGGGAAUUGGAUUCUUCACUUUCGAGAGCGUAUUGAGCAGUAUAAAAAAUGGGUUGAAAAGGGUGAACCGAAUGUAAUAUGGUUAUCUGGAUUACACAUUCCGGAGUCUUAUCUAAUGGCACUGGUUCAAACAACUUGUCGACGUAAUGGCUGGCCUUUGGAUCGAAGUACCUUGUUUGCCACUCUUACUGAUAUUCCCGAUGAUGUUGAAGUUGCCGAACGUGCACACCAAGGCUGUUUCGUUCGUGGUCUCUUUCUUGAGGGGGCCAGCUGGGAUAUGGAAGCAGGCUGUCUCAUUCGCCAACACCCAAAGCAGUUGAUUCAGCCACUGCCGAUCCUCCGAGUCAUGGCGGUGGAGACGCAUCGGCUAAAAGUACAAAACACGUUCCGUGCUCCUGUUUAUGUGACAUCAGACAGGCGGAAUGCCAUGGGCGUCGGACUGGUUUUCGAGGCCAAUUUGCAAACUACCAAACAUGCAAGUCACUGGAUUUUGCAGGGAGUGUGUUUGAUACUAAAUACUGACUAGGUAAUUCACCGAAUUUCCGCUAAUUCUGUCACUGACGCCUACUGACUUUUGAUAUGCGGUAUAUGUGUG
This is a messenger RNA of Opisthorchis viverrini, 12795 nucleotides long. RefSeq lists its product as hypothetical. The record is from RefSeq and is a predicted model, not a curated record. Lineage: Eukaryota; Metazoa; Platyhelminthes; Trematoda; Opisthorchiida; Opisthorchiidae. Gene Ontology annotation, biological process: microtubule-based movement. Bases 1 to 12726 code for a protein of 4241 amino acids. Gene Ontology annotation, molecular function: minus-end-directed microtubule motor activity; ATP hydrolysis activity; ATP binding. The transcript is spliced from 35 exons. Gene Ontology annotation, cellular component: dynein complex.